This is a messenger RNA of Morchella sextelata, 261 nucleotides long. RefSeq lists its product as uncharacterized. The transcript is spliced from 8 exons. The record is from RefSeq and is a predicted model, not a curated record. NCBI's taxonomy places the organism in Eukaryota, Fungi, Ascomycota, Pezizomycetes, Pezizales, Morchellaceae. Bases 1 to 261 code for a protein of 86 amino acids.
AUGUUUCCCGCGAAUUUCUCCGGGUAUAAAGCUUGUUCUAGAAGAAUCCAAGUAUCAUAUCAUGAGUUUCAAAGCGUUGGGGCUCUCCGGAGGAAGCGAUACGUUACUGCGGCAGAUGAAUUGGUGGAUGAGGGUCCGGGCCAAUAUGCGCCGACAAUUAUAAUAAAAGGAGGUUUUCUCGGUGAGCCCGAGGUUUCCAGGGUUGGAAACGUACACUUUCAGGUUUCAAUAGAGCUUAUCGUUGUAUAUCGCUCUAGUUAA